AUGAGUAGACAAUUCCGAACCGUCGAUUACGAGGCGACCCUCAAAACCAGCGUCCGCCUGGAAGAGUGCUUGCCCGAAGACCACCUCGCUCGCUUCAUCGUAGACAUCGUGGCCCAACUUGACCUGGAGCCCCUGUACGCCCACUAUGGCAAGCGCGGCGGACAACCUUACGCCCCUGAAAUCCUGUUGGGCCUGCUCUUCUACGCCUACGCCACCGGCGUUUUCUCUUCCCGCAAAAUCGAACAGGGAACCAGAGAAACCGCCGCCUUCCGCUAUCUUGCGGGCAAUCUCUCCCCGGACCAUGACACUAUCGCCGCCUUUCGCAAGACCUUCUUGCCCGAACUCAGCGGCCUCUUCGUGCAAAUUCUGUCGCUGGCGCAGGCGACGGGCCUCCUCAAACUCGGCAACAUUAGCCUCGACGGAACCAAACUCCACGCCGCCGCUUCCAAAAGUAAGGCCGUCUCCUAUAAACGCCUCCUCGAAAUCGAAGCGAAACUUCAGGCGGAAGUCGCCGAACUUUUCGCCCUUGCCGAAACCGCCGAUCUGCGAACCGUUCCUGAAGGCUUGGACGCGCCCUACGAAAUCGCCCGCCGCCAAGAGCGUCUCAAGCGCCUUGCCGAAGCGAAAACCCUGCUGUUGGCUCGCGCCGCCGAAAAAGCGGCGUUCGAGCAGGCCGACUACGACGCCAAGAUGCAGGAACGCGCCGCCAAGGAAGACCAGACGGGCAAGAAGCCGCGCGGCAAACCGCCUGCGCCGCCCUCUGCGACUCCCCAGGACGGCGACCAAUACAACUUCACCGACCCCGACAGCCGCAUCAUGAAAAACAGUCGGGACGGCGGGUUCAGCCAGCAAUACAACGCGCAGGCAGUCGUAGAUCACGCGGCCCUACUGAUUGUGGGCGGUUCGCUCUCAAACCAUGCCAACGAUCAGGGCGAAGUCGCUCCCACCUUAAAGACAAUCUCCCAAGAACUUGGCAGGCCGGGCGCGGCGGCUCUGGACACGGGGGAACGGGCUAUUUCAGCGAAACGAACGUAA
Molecule: messenger RNA, 1035 nt
Organism: Bacidia gigantensis
Lineage: Eukaryota; Fungi; Ascomycota; Lecanoromycetes; Lecanorales; Ramalinaceae
Exons: 1
Coding region: 1-1035 (344 amino acids)
Source: RefSeq, a predicted model, not a curated record